Piliocolobus tephrosceles (Ugandan red Colobus) is the source of this 3797-nucleotide messenger RNA. It is a transcript of the gene AGAP1, whose product is annotated as ArfGAP with GTPase domain, ankyrin repeat and PH domain 1. Gene Ontology annotation, molecular function: GTPase activity; protein binding; GTPase activator activity. The record is from RefSeq and is a predicted model, not a curated record. NCBI's taxonomy places the organism in Eukaryota, Metazoa, Chordata, Mammalia, Primates, Cercopithecidae. The coding region runs from base 84 to 2657 and encodes 857 amino acids. The transcript has 18 exons. Gene Ontology annotation, biological process: activation of GTPase activity.
CCCCGGGCUCGGCGGCCCUCGGGCCCCGGGGCGCGGGGCGGCGGCGGCGGGGGGCGCGCGGCUCCGGACGCGGCGCCUGCACCAUGAACUACCAGCAGCAGCUGGCCAACUCGGCUGCCAUCCGGGCCGAGAUCCAGCGCUUCGAGUCGGUCCACCCCAACAUCUACUCGAUCUACGAGCUGCUGGAGCGCGUGGAGGAGCCGGUGCUGCAGAACCAGAUCCGGGAGCACGUCAUCGCCAUCGAAGAUGCCUUUGUGAACAGCCAGGAAUGGACGCUGAGUCGAUCUGUCCCGGAGCUCAAAGUGGGAAUUGUGGGUAACUUGGCCAGCGGCAAGUCUGCCCUGGUGCACCGGUACCUGACGGGCACAUAUGUCCAGGAGGAGUCUCCGGAAGGUGGCAGGUUCAAGAAAGAGAUUGUCGUUGACGGACAGAGCUAUCUGCUGCUGAUUAGAGAUGAAGGGGGCCCCCCGGAGGCGCAGUUUGCCAUGUGGGUGGAUGCUGUUAUAUUUGUCUUCAGCUUGGAGGAUGAAAUAAGUUUCCAGACUGUUUACCACUACUACAGUCGAAUGGCCAACUAUCGGAACACGAGCGAGAUUCCUCUGGUUCUGGUGGGAACCCAGGAUGCCAUAAGUUCUACUAACCCGAGGGUCAUCGAUGACGCCAGGGCGAGGAAGCUCUCCAACGACCUGAAACGGUGCACAUACUACGAGACGUGUGCUACCUACGGGCUGAACGUGGAGAGGGUCUUCCAGGACGCUGCCCAGAAGAUUGUUGCCACAAGGAAGAAGCAGCAGCUGUCCAUAGGACCCUGCAAGUCGCUGCCUAAUUCUCCCAGCCAUUCUUCCGUCUGUUCUGCGCAGGUGUCCGCCGUGCACAUCAGCCAGACAAGUAAUGGAGGUGGGAGUUUAAGCGACUAUUCCUCCUCCGUUCCAUCGACUCCCAGCACCAGCCAGAAGGAACUUCGAAUCGAUGUUCCUCCCACUGCCAACACGCCCACACCCGUUCGCAAGCAGUCCAAGCGCCGGUCCAACCUGUUCACUUCUCGGAAAGGGAGCGACCCAGACAAAGAGAGGAAAGGCCUGGAGACUCGUGCGGACAGCAUCGGGAGUGGCCGAGCCAUCCCCAUUAAACAGGGCAUGCUGUUGAAGCGAAGUGGCAAAUCGUUGAAUAAAGAGUGGAAAAAGAAAUAUGUCACCCUUUGUGACAAUGGCGUGCUGACCUAUCACCCCAGUUUACAUGAUUACAUGCAGAAUGUUCAUGGUAAGGAGAUUGACCUUCUGAGAACCACUGUGAAAGUCCCAGGGAAGAGGCCACCCCGAGCCACGUCGGCCUGUGCGCCCAUCUCCAGCCCUAAAACCAAUGGCCUGUCCAAGGACAUGAGCAGUUUACACAUCUCACCCAAUUCAGGGAAUGUCACUAGUGCAUCUGGGUCUCAGAUGGCAAGCGGCAUCAGCCUGGUCUCCUUCAACAGCCGACCCGACGGCUUGCACCAGCGCUCCUACUCAGCCUCCAGUGCCGACCAGUGGAGUGAGGCUACAGUCAUUGCAAACUCGGCCAUCAGCAGUGACACGGGGCUGGGUGACUCCGUAUGCUCCAGCCCCAGUAUCUCCAGCACCACCAGCCCCAAGCUCGACCCGCCCCCCUCCCCUCACGCCAACAGAAAGAAGCACCGAAGGAAGAAAAGCACUAGCAACUUCAAAGCCGACGGCCUGUCCGGCACUGCUGAAGAACAAGAAGAAAACUUUGAGUUUAUCAUUGUGUCCCUCACUGGCCAAACGUGGCACUUUGAAGCCACGACGUAUGAGGAGCGGGACGCCUGGGUCCAAGCCAUCGAGAGCCAGAUCCUGGCCAGCCUGCAGUCGUGCGAGAGCAGCAAGAACAAGUCCCGGCUGACGAGCCAGAGCGAGGCCAUGGCCCUGCAGUCGAUCAGGAACAUGCGCGGGAACUCCCACUGUGUGGACUGCGAUACCCAGAAUCCUAACUGGGCCAGUUUGAACUUGGGAGCCCUCAUGUGCAUCGAGUGCUCAGGGAUCCACCGGAAUCUUGGCACCCACCUUUCCCGAGUCCGAUCUCUGGACCUGGAUGACUGGCCAGUCGAGCUCAUCAAGGUGAUGUCGUCCAUCGGGAACGAGCUGGCCAACAGCGUCUGGGAAGAGAGCAGCCAGGGGCGGACGAAACCCUCAGUAGACUCCACAAGGGAAGAGAAGGAACGGUGGAUCCGUGCCAAGUACGAGCAGAAGCUCUUCCUGGCCCCACUACCCUGCACGGAGCUGUCCCUGGGCCAGCACCUGCUGCGGGCCACCGCCGACGAGGACCUGCGGACGGCCAUCCUGCUGCUGGCACACGGCUCCCGGGACGAGGUGAACGAGACCUGCGGGGAGGGAGACGGCCGCACGGCGCUGCAUCUGGCCUGCCGCAAGGGGAAUGUGGUCCUGGCACAGCUCCUGAUCUGGUACGGGGUGGACGUCAUGGCCCGAGAUGCCCACGGGAACACAGCGCUGGCCUACGCCCGGCAGGCCUCCAGCCAGGAGUGCAUCGACGUGCUGCUGCAGUACGGCUGUCCCGACGAACGCUUCGUGCUCAUGGCCACUCCCAACCUGUCCAGGAGAAACAAUAACCGGAACAACAGCAGCGGGAGGGUGCCCACCAUCAUCUGAGGAACAGCCGUGCCCGCCUGCUCGCCACACCCGGGACGCGGCAGCCUUGCCGCAUACUCGCUCGGAAUUCGCAGCACGUGAGUCCCGUCGCAUCCCCUCCCUCUUCCUGGUGGCCGCCUCCCUCCCGCCCACCCACUGUCACCCCAAACAAAAUCACAAAACCUGGACAUCCUCAAGGGGCGAAGAGGCGGCCGGGAGACUGCAGAAGUGGCUCCUUUUCAUCAACUCCCCUAAACCACAAACAGGAGAGAGCGACGGGCCUCGGCCCUUUGACGAUAGCACACGGCGCAGGACCCUUGUCCUGGUGGCACAAGGGACGGGGACGUGAGGGGGAGGGGAGGCGAGGAACAAGGAGAAGGGGCAACUUCCGUUAACUGGCAGUUAAGCACAUAGUACAUUUCACCUCUACCGAACGGAACACUUGGAUUCCAUCUCUUCUCUGAGGAGCUUGACGGCAUAAAUCAGAAGCAAGCACAGAGUUUGUCAGGUUUGAAGCCCCUAUGAUGGUAUGUGUCAAAUCAGUUGUAGCUAAUCUGUCCAGGGAGAAUACUGGCUUCAUUACACUUGUAUAGUUGAGUUCUUCCAGCAUUACUGCUGUUUAAUAGAACAUGAUUAGUCAUCACCGAGAAGAAAGCAUAUUAGCCGAGGAGGUAGUUACGUGGCACGCUCCGGUGAUUGCCACGAUGUGAUUGCAAUACUCUUAGAAGCAUCAUAUUAUCCCAGACAUGUUCUUUCAAGCCCUUGGAGCCCUCCUUUCUAAAUUCACUGUCAUAAUUUAGGAUCUGUUUAAUUUUUCAGUCCAAAGAGAGGAAAUCAGUCGCUGAGUAUUAUUUGACUCCAGUCUCCUUGGUGCAAAAACAAAAUGGGAAAAAUAAAUAAGAAUAACUCAGAAAUUCAAAAGGAAAUCACAAAUUCAGUUAACAAUAGCAUUUCGAGUAUAUUUCGUAAACUAAGUAAAUACACAAAAGGCUAUUUUUUCCGACCGUAAGAGAGAUUUUAUGUCCUUUUGCCAAGGUGGAUGUGUUAGUCUCAGGCCCUCCUGGGCCACAUUGCCCAAGUCACGCAGGCUUCUGUAUUAUGUAUUUAGAUAAGAUGUGUGAAAAUAUAUUUGAAUAAAAGAAGUUCAUAAAUAUGCAUUGA